GUCGUCUUCCUCUUCUAUUUUGCUUUUUUUUCCUGUCACUUAACUACCAAAUUAUGCAAAGCUAUUGAAAACCAAAUAAAAUAGUGCUGUCUGCCCACAUAAUUACAGUGUAAGGAUGACAUCCAGGCAGACAGCGGCCUCUGAGGCUGCACUGAUUCCACUGUUUCUGGGCAAGCGGCGCUGCAACAUCACUUUUGUCCUGGACAGCUCAGAGAACAUGAGAGCUGCUCUGGAGUCAGUGAAACGCCUGCUGAUCCAGACUCUGCUGACUAAAGCUUCUCUAAGGGACUCUCUCUUCAACAUCAUGACAUUCUCAGGCAAGGUGAACUGCUGGUCCCACCACAUGCUUCCCUGUACUCCUGACACAGUGUACACGACUCUGUCCUGGAUUCACUCUGUCAGCUGCAGCCCCGGCAAGGAUCUCCUAGCCGCCCUGAGUCUGGCCCUUACUGACCCUACCUGCCAGGCCGUCCACCUGCUCACCACAGACCUCCCUGACCAGCCAGAGGCCAUGCUGAGAGCCCUGCCGGCCCUGGCAGCCUGGAGGCCCGUGAACAUCUUCUACCUGCAGGACUCAGGCAGCCAGCUGGAUAUCAACACCCAAGACUACCUGCUGUGUCUGACCCACGCCACAAGAGGGAGCUGUUAUAUGAUUUCAGUCAAUUCGAGUGGAGCACUGGAGAAGGUAUAA
Molecule: messenger RNA, 691 nt
Organism: Thunnus maccoyii (southern bluefin tuna)
Lineage: Eukaryota; Metazoa; Chordata; Actinopteri; Scombriformes; Scombridae
Gene: c5h11orf16
Product: chromosome 5 C11orf16 homolog
Exons: 2
Coding region: 116-691 (191 amino acids)
Source: RefSeq, a predicted model, not a curated record